AUGGUCAGAGUUGCUAUUAACGGUUUCGGUAGAAUCGGUAGAUUAGUUAUGAGAAUUGCUAUGCAAAGAAAGGACGUUGAAGUCGUUGCUAUCAACGAUCCAUUCAUCGGUGUUGACUACGCUGCUUACAUGUUCAAGUACGACUCUACUCACGGUAGAUACGCUGGUGAAGUCACCCACGAUGGUCAAAACAUUGUUGUUGACGGUCACAAGAUCGAAAUUCACCAAGAAAGAGACCCAGCUAACUUGCCAUGGGGUAAGUUGAACAUCGACAUUGCUAUCGACUCCACUGGUGUCUUCAAGGAAUUGGACACUGCUCAAAAGCACAUUGACGCUGGUGCCAAGAAGUGUGUUAUCACUGCUCCAUCUGCCACCGCCCCAAUGUUCGUCAUGGGUGUUAACGAAGACAAAUACACUUCCGACUUGAAGAUUGUUUCCAACGCUUCUUGUACCACCAACUGUUUGGCUCCAUUAGCUAAGGUUAUCAACGACAACUUCGGUAUCAAGGAAGGUUUGAUGACCACUGUCCACGCUACCACUGCUACCCAAAAGACCGUCGAUGGUCCAUCCCACAAGGACUGGAGAGGUGGUAGAACUGCUUCUGCUAACAUCAUCCCAUCCUCCACCGGUGCUGCUAAGGCUGUCGGUAAGGUCUUACCAGAAUUGCAAGGUAAGUUGACCGGUAUGGCUUUCAGAGUCCCAACCGUCGAUGUCUCCGUUGUUGACUUGACCGUUAACUUGGCCAAGGAAACCACUUACGAUGAAAUCAAGAAGACCAUCAAGGCUGCUUCUGAAGGUAAGUUGAAGGGUAUCUUGGGUUACACUGAAGACUUGGUUGUUUCCUCUGACUUCUUGGGUGACUCUCACUCUUCCAUCUUCGAUGCCGAUGCUGGUAUCCAAUUGACCCCAACCUUCGUCAAGUUGGUCUCCUGGUACGAUAACGAAUACGGUUACUCUACCAGAGUUGUCGACUUGGUUGAACACGUUGCCAGAGCUUAA
Messenger RNA from Vanderwaltozyma polyspora DSM 70294, 999 nucleotides. RefSeq names its product type I glyceraldehyde-3-phosphate dehydrogenase. Gene Ontology annotation, molecular function: NAD binding; oxidoreductase activity, acting on the aldehyde or oxo group of donors, NAD or NADP as acceptor; NADP binding. The record is from RefSeq and is a predicted model, not a curated record. The coding region runs from base 1 to 999 and encodes 332 amino acids. The transcript has a single exon. NCBI's taxonomy places the organism in Eukaryota, Fungi, Ascomycota, Saccharomycetes, Saccharomycetales, Saccharomycetaceae. Gene Ontology annotation, biological process: glucose metabolic process.